Tachyglossus aculeatus (Australian echidna) is the source of this 1833-nucleotide messenger RNA. RefSeq lists its product as uncharacterized. The record is from RefSeq and is a predicted model, not a curated record. NCBI's taxonomy places the organism in Eukaryota, Metazoa, Chordata, Mammalia, Monotremata, Tachyglossidae. The coding region runs from base 54 to 827 and encodes 257 amino acids. The transcript has 5 exons.
CACCAGAGAGCACCAGUAAUGGCCAAGCCCUGAGCUGCUGCUCCCGGGGAGACAUGGAGCUUCCUCCCAGCAACUGGAGCCUCUCCUUCCUCCUCCUGCUCCUUGAAUUACCCAAGGUUCUUGCUGGAAGCUCUCAGAUUCCACUCAAUGGAACAGUUGGUCAGUCUGUCCUUCUGCCCUUUCGCUUCAUAUUCAACUCAUCAGUUCCUGAUCCUCUGGCUAUUAGAUGGUAUUUUAAUGAGAACGAAAUACUUGGCUCCCUCACAGUCAAGAACUGCUCUUUGAGCUGUGUCUGGGAGAAUCCCACCCACUGUUGCAACAAGUCAUUCACUCAGGGUCCACGCCAUCAAGGCCGUGUGGAACUGUCUCCUGAAACCCUUUCUGUGCUCCUCCACAACUUGACACUCAAUGACUCUGGAGUCUACAAAGUAGCAUUUAAUGGAGCAUGUGAGUUUGAAGUAAUCGAGCUGUUGGUGACAGCCCCUGCUUCCAUGCCAGGAAGUGCAGCAACCAAGCCACCUAGAAAUACAGGAAGCAAUGCCCUGACUUUGGGCCUCAUUGUUGGGAUCUGCUGUAUUUUCAUCAUCCUCAUUCUCCUGCUAUUUCUGUUGGGCUGCCAAAGCCACAGAGUUUGUGCAAAGCUAGCAAUGGAGACUAAGACAAUAAAGCAAAGAAAGGAACCAGGUCCCAAAGAACUCCGCCUAGAAAACCUUCCACCUGGACCUGAUGCAAUUUAUGAAACAAUUAGAGAAGACCAGAUGAAAUACCAUCCCGCUCCAGAUCAACUGACUUUGUAUUCAACCAUCCAGCUGCCAGUUGAGUACUAACAGCCGUAGUCAAUGCAGUUGGCCUCAAGAUUGAGAAGGGCCUAGAGGUUCUUUGGCUAAAUCUAUAUGCCUCCAGUCUGUGAAAACACCUGUUUCUUGCCCCAAUCUGCACAGGGCAAAGAUAAAUGCCUGGCAACAAACUGGGAAGAUGGCUGCAGAAGUGAUGGAUGGGUUAGUCAUAGUUUAACCCUCAUCAGACCUUAAUCCAUUAACCCACUCCACUAGACUUAAAUUAAUAUUAAUCCAAAACAGACUCUCCUCUAACUUCUCAUAUGAAGUGUGUGUGUGUGUGUGUGUGUGUGUGUGUGUGUGUGUGUGUGCGAUGACUGUGUGUACAGAAACUAGGGCUAUUGCUAUUUUCUUUCUAAACUUUCAAAGACCAUAGCGUUGAUACCCAGUGGGCCGUGAAUGAAGGGAAACUGUACUUGGGGGGAAUCGGGUGGUGGGGGAGGGGAGAAACUGUUCCUCCCACAGAGAACAGAGGAGAAAAGUGGUCUCUUCCAAGCCAGAGAACACGUGUAGAUUGCAAACCCUUACAAACAACAAAUUUGAGCAAAGAAGGGUGGUAUCCGCUAGCUAUCAUUCAUUGUUUCAUUCAAUUGUAUUUAUUGAGUGCUUCCUGUGUGCAGAGCACUGUACUAAGUGCUUGGGAAAGUAAAAUAUAAUAGACACAUUCUCUGCCCACAAUGAGUUUUACAGUCUAGAGAGCUUACAGUCUGUCAAUCAGGCCACUCCCAAUCCAAGUGAGAGCCAGGCCAAGGAUGCCAUCACAAGGCCAAAAAUUCCGGAACGCAUGUGAACUCCUAGGGCGAGGCUGGUAAGGUGGAGCCUUACAAAAUCAUUCUCAGAAGUUUGUAAAUGGAAAAACCCAAGCAGCUGGGGGAGAGACAAAUUGGGAUAGCCUUGGCAGAGGACAAUGGACAGCAACCCCCUCCUUCUGGCACCACCAGUUCACAUUUUUUAUUCCUAACCCACUCUUGAACAUGAACUAUCAGGUGUUUAGGGA